UUUUAAAGUAUUUGGUAGACUUAGUAGUUAGGGCGGUGGAAAAAGUAGCAGCGGUUUUAUUGGGCUGUUUAUGGAGAAGCCCGCAUUAAUUCUCGUAGUGACCCAUCCUGAUUCCUAGCCGAAUCCGUUACGGUUAGUUAGGGAGACACAACUAGUUCGAGUGAGUGCACCGAGUUAGAAUAUCUGAACAAAAACACAGAAACCGAACACAACGUUGCUGUUACUUUCUACUUACUUGAAAAUACUUAGUGAACAUUGCAGUUUCUUUCUCAAUUGAGAAAAAAAAAAUAGAAUGUCGAUCAUAGACAAUGACCAGAUCAUCAACGAAUCGAAAUGUUCAGAAACAGAACAACGAGAAGAGAAAAACAAUGAAGAAGAAGAAGAAGAGUUAGGGAAGCUUCUAUUCCCUGAUGUUCAGAAUCUUCCCCUCACUCCUCCCUCUGCUGUUGAAUCCAAUUUUGUUACUUACUUCGCUCUAGAUUUUACUAAACCAGCUCACGAUCAGUACAUUUACCGGCACGCCAACGGGUUGUGCGUUAUUGGCUUGGCUCCUUCCCAUGUUGCUUUUAAGGAUGAAGGUGGAAUCACAGAAGUAGAUUACAAUGUUGGAAAGUCUGAUCGCAGCGGCUUCAAGGUCUCUGGAAAGCGAAAGAAGAAUGCACAGCACUUUGAGGCCAAUACGGCAUUAUGUAAAGUUUCUACCAAAAAUGAUUCUUAUAUUGUGAGGUGUUGUGUCAAAGGUUCCCUUUUGGAAGUGAAUCAACAAUUAAUCGAGCACCCAGAAUUGCUUAAUGUUUCGGCUGACAGGGAAGGAUACAUUGCUAUUAUCAUGCCAAAACCAGGUGACUGGCUCAAGGUCAAGGCUUCCCUUGUUAGCCUUCAAGAGUACAAGAAAAUGAGGGAAGUUAGUUGAUCGAAAGCAUGUGGUGCCUUGUGAUACCUUUAACGAGACAGCGUAAGAAGCAUGGUGCAGUGCCAUAUUGAAGUGAUUGCAUGAUUUCCUUACGAUGCUUCGUUUACUAGUGUCUAGUGGGGUUACAAAAUACAAAUGCUACAAACUGAAUGAAAUUGAGAGUGUUUUUGGUGCAGCAGUUGUGAGCCCCGUCGAAACAGUGCAUGUCAAGUAGCCGAAUCAUGUUAAAUUAAUGAAAAUCUCAAACUCAUGUUUCUGGGAAACCAUUUUUUAGGAUUUUAUUUUCAAUUGAUUUGUUGUUGUAUUUUAUUAUCAUUGUUCAAAACUUGAAUCUUUUGAACAAUUCUAGUAAUAGAUGAUGGCCUUUUGGUAA
Molecule: messenger RNA, 1286 nt
Organism: Cicer arietinum (chickpea)
Lineage: Eukaryota; Viridiplantae; Streptophyta; Magnoliopsida; Fabales; Fabaceae
Cellular component (GO): nucleus
Source: RefSeq, a predicted model, not a curated record